Molecule: messenger RNA, 960 nt
Organism: Asparagus officinalis (garden asparagus)
Lineage: Eukaryota; Viridiplantae; Streptophyta; Magnoliopsida; Asparagales; Asparagaceae
Exons: 2
Coding region: 1-960 (319 amino acids)
Source: RefSeq, a predicted model, not a curated record
AUGACAAAAUGUUCAAGAGAAAGUUUACAUAAUGGAAAAAUUGAUGAUCUUUGCAGAGAUUUCUUGUGGGGAAGAUCUGAUCAUAGUCUCAAGGCUCCACUUGUAUCUUGGGAUAAAGUAUGCACAGGGAAGAAUCAAGGGGGUCUGGGUAUUUAUUCUGCCACUACUUGGAAUCUAGCCACUGCAGUUAGAACAUUAUGGUAUGUGCAUUCAAAUAAAGAGUGUCUGUGGAUUAAAUGGGUUCAUGGAACCUAUUUAAAAGAAUCUAACAUUUGGCAAGUGAGGGUGAAAUCUGGUGACUCUUGGUUAUGGAAACAGUUGCUGAAAGCAAGGGAUAAAGCUGUGAAUCUUGUGGGAGGGACUGAUAUGCUAAUUCAGAGCAUCAGGUCUUGUUAUAAUCAAUCCAAGAUUCAGCUAUCUGAGCUAUACAAGAUCCUUUCUCCUAUUAAUGUUAACGUAUCUGUACCUUGGGCUGAUACAGUUUGGGAGAGUUCAAACCUACCCAAACAUUCUUUUAUCUUGUGGUUAGCUAUUCAAAAUAGGCUUCUCACAAAGGAUAGACUGCUUAAAAGAGGGGUAAUUCAAUCAAAUCAUUGCUCUCUGUGUGAAGGGGGAUCGGAAAGUCACAAACACUUAUAUUUUGACUGCAGUUUUUCUAUGACUGUUUGGAAUGGGGUUAUGGAAUGGCUCAAGUUUAGUUGGAGGACAUGCGAUUGGAGAUUACUUCUUGAUUGGUAUUGUAAUAGCCUAAAGGUGAAGGGUUCUAAACUGAAAGUGAAGAGAAUGGCUAUUGCUGCAGUCGUUUACUACAUUUGGAAAGAGCGUAAUGAAAGGAUCUUCAAAUUGAAAAGUAGAUGCUCUAGCCAAAUCAUCAGGGACAUUAAAGUUGAUUUAUAUACUGCUAUCCUCAACAAACCUUCGUUGCCUAAUGAAGACUGGGUUUGGUUUCUUUCCCUGUAA